GAGAGAAAACACGCAUUCUCCAGUGCUGCUAUAGAUAACUGUAAAAGUUUCUUAGAAAUAAAUCUGUUUAAGAAUACGCCUUUUUGUUUUUUAAUCUUCUUACGGUAAUAAAAAGACGUUUGAUUCUUUUUGUUUAGUGCCGAUCAUCCGUAUUUUAAUUCCAUGGAAUCAUUCGAACCAGCUGAAGUUUUAUUAAAACAGUGUGAACCUCUGGUACCAACGCCAUUAGAGAAGACAAAAUAUGUUUUUGUCCAUACUGUUGAUGAAAUGAAAGAUAUGAUAAAUCAUAUUGAAAAUCAACAAGAAUUAGCCAUCGAUUGCGAAGGUCACACUUAUCAUUCGUACGAAGGUAUAACCUGUUUACUUCAAAUAUCAUUCCGAACAAAUGACUUUAUUGUUGAUACAUUAGUGUUGAGAAGAGAAUUACACUCUCUCAUCGAUGUUUCCACAAACAGAAAAAUUGUCAAGGUAAUUGGAAAAGCGUUUCUGUCAUCUCUUUACAGCAGCUUUUCUUUGCAUGAAUGAAUUUUUAUAUGCUCACUUAAUGUAGAAAAUCAGUGGUGCGUUUACCGUCUGAACCGGUAAUAUGCUUAUUAGCUAGCUCUUUCGCCACUGAAACUUUUAAAUCAUUUCAAAUAAUUUUUAAUUCUGAAUUAAUUUAAAUAAAUUCGAAAAUGUAAAAUAGUUUGAAAGUUCAAUUAAUCUCAAUUAAUUUUUUUGCAAUUUGAUUUAAAUGAAUUUAGUAAUAAGCCGAUAUAAACUAAUCGGUAUGAAAUUAUUUGGAAACAAUUUUUUUGCUCAAAUUAGUUUGAAUAAUUUUCUUUCAUCCUAGUGGUCACCAACUUGGGACUAAUAUCAUGUAGAGUAAGGAUAUCUUAAAGUAGAACGCAAACGAAUCACAUCACUACAUCUGCGAGAAAUGAAGGUUUUUUGCAAAACCUGCUGUAUGGUCGGGGAAUCUUUAUGGUAUCUGUAAAUGCAUAUCGCAGACAGAAAAACAUAUGUAUAAAGUUUGAGUGAGUUUGAUGCUUGAAAAAUUUUGAAGAACUUAUUCCGACACCAUCUCCAUGGAAAAUGAAGUAGCUUGCACAUGAAUUUUGUUUCUGAUUUGUUUGAUCACUUGUUCUCAUUUUCAGCCUUUUUCUAGUAUAAGAAAUUUACCCAUCUUAUUCUUCUUUGUAAUAAACAAAUUAGGUGUUAUAUAAAGACAUUCUUUAAGAAGCGGACGUCCAUUUUGUGUCUCCAUUAUAGAAGUUUUCUGGUUUUGUUUCGGCACGGAACAAUUCAACAAAGCAAAAACAGUUUACUAAGACCGUCAAAACCAAGGUUUAAGUAUCUUAUUUCAUAUACAGUAUGAAUAUACAUCACCCAGACCAGUCUUAAAAGUGAGUAUUUUAUACAGCGUUUUCACUAUCUACGAGUUACUCCUGAAGUAUUUCUAAGAUUUUUAGUAGCGGUGAGCCGUAGAGAGUUCAUUCCUUUAUUGUUUAAAAGAGGAAAAGAAACUACAUGGUCUGAUAAUCACUGAUAGCUGAACCUUUUAGCCAUGUUAAACAUUAACCAACACCCUAAAAAGUAUGCCAAGUUGAUCUAUAUGGUUCUCCUAGCCUAAUGAUAAGAUUUUUGGUCGAAAAAAACGACUUGGUGUUCUUUUAAAAAGAUUUAAAAAAAACUAAUUGUUUUCUCAUAUCGUACCUAUAGUAAAAGAACUAUUUUCUAGUUUCAACGUGAAGAUAUAUAGACAUAUCAUAUGCCAUCAGAGAGAGCCCAUAAAAUUGACUACGAAACCGCUACUUUGGAUUUUUACAAAAGUUAUUUAUUAUAUUUCUUAUCCGAUUUGAUUUCCUAAAUUACGUCCUUGUGCAAAUGGAACACACAAGUCGUUUCUGCGAUCAAAAUCCUUUCAUAGUACAUAUGCAAACAAGGGGAAAAGUAAUUCAAUUAUAGAGAUCAAAUGCAUCGCUUUUAUUUUUCCUUGCUUUUGAUCUCACUGCUUUAUGUUACCAUUAUUGUUGACAAUUCUGUUCGGAACAAUUAUUUGAUUGAUAAUUAAAACAUUUUUUUUAACAUUUCAGAACUGCCAAGAUCUUUUGCUGCACUAUUAGAGAAUAUCAGUGUCGAUGUAUUUCAGUUUGUUUUGAUGAUCAAUGCCAGUUUCCAGUAACACAAGUUUUGUUUUCAUCAUCAGAUAUUCAACCUUGAGCCGAUGGGCGGGCCGGGAAGGGAGGCACUCAAUUUUUUAGAGUAGUGCGUACACAAACUAUAAAAAAAAAAGAAAUAUAUAUUUCGAAAUAUAAUUUUUCACGGGGCAAUUCAAAUAAAUUAAAUUCAAAUAAAUUUAAAAUUCACCCGAUUCACUCAAAUUCACUUAAAUUCCCAAAAGUUCCCAAAUAUAGUUAGGGCAAUCGUUUUGUUUCAAGUCAGCUAUUGCCGUACACAAGUUUUUCAGAAGUUGCAGAGGAUCUUUGAAAAACUAGUUCGAUUCUCUCAAAACCUAUGGAUUUUUCCUCACAGAUAUAUAGUCCGAAGUGUCCUACAAAACUGCGCCUAAGCGACAUCCUGAAAAUCCGUGGCUCUGCAGCUAUUUUCUGAAGCACUAGCACUCCUCUGCCGUUAGUUGCAGGACUGUCAGAAAUGAAUGAAAACAUAGGUUAGCGAUUAUGCUGCAUCUCGUGGAAUGUUGGUUUUCACAAAAAACUGCAAGAAUCGAGGAAAACCUAUACUAGGUGAAAUAACCCAUUUUUGAUUAUUUUCAUCAAAAAUUAAAAAAUUCAUCACGCAGUCGAAAUCCAUCUAAUCUACUUCAAAAUCUCAGGAAAUGCUCUGUUUUAUCUGCUCAUUCUGAUUCUGUACGUAAAAUCAAUAAAAAAUAUUGUUUUAGCUCCGAAGGUUUCUGGGAAACCGAAGUACUUUCUGAUGGUUUUUUCACAU
Messenger RNA from Didymodactylos carnosus, 2931 nucleotides. The record is from the annotation of a GenBank genome assembly. NCBI's taxonomy places the organism in Eukaryota, Metazoa, Rotifera, Eurotatoria, Philodinida, Philodinidae.